Molecule: messenger RNA, 2003 nt
Organism: Phycodurus eques (leafy seadragon)
Lineage: Eukaryota; Metazoa; Chordata; Actinopteri; Syngnathiformes; Syngnathidae
Gene: otx2b
Product: orthodenticle homeobox 2b
Exons: 4
Coding region: 397-1269 (290 amino acids)
Biological process (GO): regulation of transcription by RNA polymerase II; multicellular organism development
Cellular component (GO): nucleus
Molecular function (GO): RNA polymerase II cis-regulatory region sequence-specific DNA binding; DNA-binding transcription factor activity, RNA polymerase II-specific
Source: RefSeq, a predicted model, not a curated record
UUCCUCCUCCUCCAUCAUCAUCCUCAUCCUCCUCCUCAUCAUCAUUUCGCUGCUGCAGCACUGCUUCAAAACCUAACACAGACGCUCCACGCUGAACUUUGUGUCCUGACACUGCGGAUUCUGCUUCUUUUUCUUUUUUGCCUUGGUAGUUUUUUCUUCUUUUUUUCUUCUUCUGUGGCAUCUUUUUCGAUAUUGACCUGCAGGACGUCGUUGCUCUCAGUUGAUUUUCGUCACUCGCGCAAGAGGACACACAAAAGACGUUUGCACUCGUCCAGGAGCAAGGUGUCUGCAAAUUUGGAGCGUGUGAGCACACGAAAGGAGGACAGCAGGUGCACAUCAGGAGCUGCAUCCAUUUUCAACAUUUAUUCCAAUUUGCGCCACCAGACGAACAUUAGCAUGAUGUCGUAUUUAAAGCAACCACCUUACACGGUCAAUGGCCUCAGCUUAACCACUUCCGGAAUGGACCUCUUACAUCCGUCCGUGGGCUAUCCAGCGACACCAAGGAAGCAGAGGCGAGAGAGGACUACUUUUACGCGCGCGCAGCUCGACAUCUUGGAGGCGUUGUUCGCCAAGACCAGGUAUCCCGACAUAUUCAUGCGCGAAGAAGUGGCUCUCAAAAUCAAUCUGCCCGAGUCCCGCGUACAGGUGUGGUUCAAGAACCGGCGGGCCAAGUGUCGCCAGCAGCAGCAGCAGCAGCAGAACGGCGGGCAGAACAAGGCGCGACCGGCCAAGAAGAAAAGCUCCCCCAGCCGAGAAGCGAGCUCCGAGAGCGGCGCCAGCGGCCAGUUCACCCCCCCCGCCAGCACCACCGCGGUGCCAGCCACCCCCAGCAGCACGGCGCCGGUGUCCAUCUGGAGCCCGGCCUCCAUCUCCCCGCUCCCGGACCCGCUGUCUACCUCGUCGUCGUGCAUGCAGAGGUCGUACCCCAUGACCUACACGCAGGCCUCGGGCUACGGCCAGGGCUACGCCGGCUCCACGUCCUACUUCGGCGGCAUGGACUGCGGCUCGUACCUCACCCCCAUGCACCACCAGUUGUCCGGCCCGGGUUCGACUCUGAGUCCGAUGAGCACGAACGCGGUCGCGGGCCACCUCAACCAGUCCCCGGCGCCCCUCUCCACGCAGGGCUACGGCACGUCCGGUCUGGGCUUCAACUCCACGGCGGACUGCCUGGAUUAUAAGGACCAAGCGGCGUCGUGGAAGCUGAACUUCAAUGCCGAUUGCUUGGAUUAUAAAGAUCAGACCUCCUCGUGGAAAUUCCAGGUCCUGUGAACACAGCGCUAAAGACAGUGCGGGGGCCCUCACAAAAACUGUUUUCUGGGAGGGGGGCUCUCAAACCUAACCUCCUCUUAGAUGAGAGGUUUAAUUUAUUUUAGCACCGGCAAAGAGAUUUUCUUUACUUCUCCCACUCACUUGUAGCCCCCCAACUCGCCCCCUCGCCCCCCACCCAUGUCUAUCAGUGCGUCACUCACCUGUUGAGGACAAGUUACACCCGCAAGGCCACGGAACUCGAACCCUGGACUCAGAACCUCCUUUAAUUAAGCUUCUUUGUUCCGCAACGACGAGGAUGCUGUGCGUGGACAUGGAUGCGCUACUUUAUUUAAGAAAAAAAAAAAAGUGUUUAUAAAGAAUCAAUAUGUAGUUUCUAAGAGACAAUCAGUGUGUGUCUUAUAUAAAUGGUACGUGUUUUUUUGUUUUCAUUUUUAUCUGUGCUAGCCUUCGAAAACUGUGAUCUGUUGUAUUGUAUGCAAUUUGUGAGCCCCCUCCUCGCAUCAUUCGAACAUUUUUAUUUUUAUUUUUUUUGUCUGGAGGGGGAGAGCAGACGCUAAUGAUUAAAUGAGACUUUCCAAGUGGUAGUGAUAAUAUGAAGGGUUAGACACACACACACACAUACACAAAGGCUCGUCGAUCUCAACAUGAUUGUGGGUGCGGUACAGCCUCCAAAUAUGCUGUGGCCUCCCCGCUGAAAAGACAUGAAAAAUAAUAAUAAACAAACAUAAGGUCCC